Pocillopora meandrina is the source of this 9181-nucleotide messenger RNA. The record is from the annotation of a GenBank genome assembly. NCBI's taxonomy places the organism in Eukaryota, Metazoa, Cnidaria, Anthozoa, Scleractinia, Pocilloporidae.
GAUCUCAUUGCAUUGUUUACCUGUCAUGAUACCAUGGAAAUGUUUCUCGAUGGUAAAAGUCUUGGUGAACACCAUUGUGAUUGGGAAAAGAUUAAACAGUUCCUUAUCCCAAGAUUUACAAAAGUUGUGUCAGUUAAAGGAAUGAGCGCGUCUUUGGAUUCUGGAAUACUUGGUUCAAUCAGCAACGGCCUGGUAACUAAUGAAAGCUGGAAAUGUAGUCUUCAUUGGUUCCCCGGAUGGAGUUCCCCGGAUUUUGAUGACAGUCCGUGGUCAGCGGCCGUGGUGGUCACAGAACACGGUAAUAUCACAGGUAUCGACCCAGCAGCCAAGUGGAUAUGGACAAAUCCAAGAGGAUUUGAUGAAGCUUAUUGCAGGCUAAGCCUACGUUGAACGCAAAACCGUUUAUCUUAGAGACAGGUCAUUUUUUUUUAUCACCAAGGGGGGGUUAACCUAAGGCUCUGUCACAUUCUGACAAUCCCCUUCAUUUACAAUUAAUUGGCAGUCGAUUUCCAAUAUCACGGUCCCCCCUCUUAAUACUAUGGAGGCCACGACUGAUUCCCUCCCAUUACCAUACGUUAAAAACCAUGUAUUCCCCCCCUAAAAAAAAAAUUUUCCACUCCGCAAUCCCCCCCUCACCACGUGUAUGAAAAUAAUUCUCAACGAAAUCUGUCGUCAACUUGUAACCAUAUAUUCCAGUUUGUCUUUUUUGAAUGAGCCAUAUGAGCGUUUACCUAAGAACACCUAAUCUCUCUCUCAAGUCUUGAUUUCGUGUACGCACACGAGAAAUUUAAGGGAAAGUUAUUCCAUAACCGGCUAAGAUAAAUAAUAUUUCUGUGGAAAAACGAGGUGGCACAGAAAAAAAAAACGACAAAAGAAAAAUAGGGGUGAAUUUUUAACAAUUGACGUCAUCGUAGACAUGUCACAUUUUACAUAAUCCGUACAAAUAAAGUCAAACUGGCUGACAGAGCAAUAAAAAAGAGUGAUCUUUACUUACCAUGAAGAAAAAAGAGCGUGCCGAAAAAAAUCAUGCCGGAAAAUUAAAGUCGUGUCGGAAAACUAAAGUCGUACCGCAAAAUUAAAAUCAUCUUGCCAGAAAAUUGAAGUCGUACCGGAAAAUUAAAGUCGUGCCGAGAAAAAAAACUGAGAAGGUGAAAAAAUUUGAUGAGAAACGUGAGAUAGUACUUACUGAGCUCCGUUUUCCCUCCCACGGUAACAGUUCAAUUGAAGGAUUUGUAAAAUAUCGCCCACUAACACAUUAAGUGAAAAUUUGAUAAAAUGUUGUAAUUUUUAAAGGAGACUUAAUCCUGCUGUGUAACAGCGACACCAAGGCAAUUAUCCGCAUCUUUUUACCGUCAUCCCGUCAAUUAAUUAUUUAAGCAUCUCUUUCGCUUUUAGCGCCAAAAGGAACAUCUGUUAUGAGCGUGAAACAAGCCUCAUUGCAAUUGGUUAUUGGUGAUGAUAACCCAUCCUUUAUCAUGAUUUUCUUGCUGAAACGCAUAUCAGGCCGGAACAUCAAAACCAAACUCCUCAAAAACAUCUUUCCUAAGUCUGAGCGUCGUUUGUAGGAAGUCUUCAUAGUUACUCUAACGAUGGGAAAUUAUACGAUCAGUUCAUACAUUGGGAUUUAUUAUUUGAUUCAAGAGUACUAAAGAAUUUUCGUGUACGCUCAACAAAGAAUAUGGGGAUUUUAGACAUACUAACAUAUGUUGGUCUCUCUGUCUCGAGUUUCAGUUUUCUCUUAGUCUUAGUGACUUACUCACUUUUUAAACAGCUUCGAACUUUACCCGGAAUCAACUUGAUGAAUUUCUCUAUGGCACAUUUGUUGGCAGACCUACUUUUCCUUCUAGCAAGCAGUGCAACGAAGCUCACAUGUACAAUAAUCGCCAUUUUAAUGCACUAUUUCUUUCUAGCGUCCUUCACCUGGAUGUCAUUCAUCGCGUUUGAAACGUGGCGAACUUUUUCCACAAUCUGCAUACAGCGCAGAAAUCUGACCAGAAGUGAAAAGUGUCUUAGUUUAAUGCGAAGAAUUGCAGUGGGAUGGCUUCCUGCUUUUGCUGUUGUGGCAGUGUGUGUAGCAAUUCACCUGUUCGACGCUGAUACGUUUCUUUACGGCGCCCGCGCUACUUCGACCAAAUUCUGCUGGAUAAACAAUCCAACUGCGCUAUUGUUCGCGUUCGCUCUGCCAGUAUUUAUUGCCAUAUUGUUUAACAUUGUACUCUUUUCCUUGACUGUGAUAGCUAUACGAAAAACAAACCGUCAACUGAGAGAAGCAACAUACCAUGCAAAAAACCGCAUAACUGCGGCUGUGUUCGUUAAGAUUUUCAGUUUGAUGGGCUUCACAUGGAUUUUUGGCUUAUUGAUGCCGUUACACAGAAGCUUUGCAUACCCAUUUGUCAUAUUUACCACUUUCAUGGGACUGUAUGUAGCGCUGGCGUUUGUGUUUACGCCAAAAAUCAUGAGUUUAUAUCGCGCCAGGCUGUGCACUAACAAAACUGAGGUGGUUCCUUUUGGAGCUGAAGUAAAUAACAGCGCCCCUAAACAUGAAAGGCAAAAAACUCAUGAAUGACUAGAUUUAUGAUUUACAAAAACAUAGCAAACAAAGUAGAAAUUCCGUGCAUUACUAUUUCCCUGCUUUACGCUGUAAAAAAUUCACCUACGGUGAUAUAACGAAAAGGCAAAAUUAGUCGUUCAAAAAUGUAAAAUGGUGUUACUUAAAAUGGAAUAAAGCACACCGACCAUUAGUAAAACGGACUCUUUCUCGUUUUUUGUUGUCACCAUAAAUUAUUACCUUUUUUAUCGGGUAUGGAUACGAAAAAGUAAAAGCUAAGUGGAAAGAGAAGCGGAAAAUAGGUAAGCGUGCUCCUUGCCGGUCCAGCUGUAGACGGAACACAUUUGACGAAACGACGUAAUUAUCUGCUUAGGCCAGAAGGGGAAAAUAUUAAGAUCCGACCAGCUCAACAAUGAUUCUCCUUUGAUGAUUUUAAAGCCAUUCGUAGGUUCGAUAAGCUGAUUUUCAACUCUCUCACUACCUAUCCGAGAGAUUUCUUCCUCCCUCCAUUAUGCAAUGACUCUAGAUGCGUCACUUCAAUUUAUUUCUAAGGAAUAUCGGAGGAUUUUUCGAAGACAUACCAAAGGAGUUUUCAUUUGCAUUACUCUGCUAUAUGGAACGACUUUAAAUUUCAGCACUACGUGAUAUGAUCGUUAUGGCUUUUUAGUUAUUCGUGCUGCAAAGUGAUAUUCAAAUAUGCGAAUAAAAUAGAUAAAUAAAGAAGCCGUCAUUUGGCAUUUGACACGACAGUGAUCGUGUGUUUUUUUAUGAUACUUCCUUAGAAAACAUAGAGCAAAUUUUCGAUUUAGAAAGAUCGUCUUGCUCGUUAAAACGGAAUGCUUAGGAUACAAUUUCUUUCAUUUCUCCAAGUUUGUAGAGAACUAAUUAGAGAUCCCAUGAAAUAUUUUCCUUUGCUGUUGUUGGCUGUCAAGACUUCUGUGUGUUUUUUUUUUUUUUUUUUUUUAUUUAUUUUUUUUAAUGACACUCGAUCGAGUAAUGCUCUAAGUUUUAUUUGUUCAUCGCAGCUGCUGACUUUUGACCCCGGCAAUACAUUCAUAAAUUAAAGCCGUGAUCCCAACGAUCGGAUCCUUGUUAACUGUAUGUACAUACCAUCCGAAAAGAUUCGUCUCAACGAGAGAACCCGGCAUUUGUAGAGUGAUCCACAUUAAGCACUUUAAGUUCAGUUGACAAGAUGCAAAAUUCCGUCUUCUCUCAGAACCAAUCAGAUCUUGUUAUUUGCCGAAAAUUUGGCGUCUGCUUGCAUUUACAUAUUAGUUUUGUCAUAAGGACUCGAGCAAACUACAUAAUCCUCGUCAGUUUUACUCUUCAUAAAGGGAAAAACAAAUUUUCGUCGUUUUCACAAUGAUUUCGACGCCUUUGAAUCUGAAAGAGUACAGGUAAUCUUGUUGAGAACAUUUGAAAAUAAAUUCAUCGCGGUCCUACAGCUAGAACGAAUUUCCAGUAAACAGAUGGGAACAUCUUGUAAAAGGAAGAUUGAUACGACUCGCUGGGUAACAAACAGUAUAGAUGACAAAGGAUGGAAAUAAAGAGCACCCAGUCUGCUAUUUCAAUUCCUAUUAGCUAUGGGUGCCCGUCAGUCUUAUCAAAACUGUUAUUUAUUUUGUGAAGCUAGAAUUCUUAUUCUACUAGUUUGCAUUUAGGGGAGGGAACAUGAAAGCAUGGAAGAACGUAUAAAAAAUAUUCAGCAUCUUAGAGCCUUAUUUCUGUUCCCUAUUAAAAAUCAAAUGCCUAAUUAUAACUGAAAUUUAAAUAUUAAUGGGGUAUUCUGAAUUUUUUUUGAAAAAUUUGUUUUAGGCCUGCCCUGCAGUGAGUGUAGAUUUUAUUUCAAACAAGUAAUAGGGAAAAAUAUAAAACGAUUAUAUACUAUAUAUUUAUUGAUUUUCAUUCACAUCUUUAAAAACUAUCAAGAAGCAGAGAGUAAAUAAUUCACGCAAAUUCAAAGUAUAAGAGCGUGACAUGUUGUAUCGUAAAAGAAAAUUCUUAUCGGUUAUAAUCUUCCUAAAAUCCUCCGAUAUUACUCAGAUUUAAUUGGAGGAUAUUUAGUAACGUACUUAAAUGUAAAGUUAAAUAAUAGAUUGAUUGCAUGAGAGAACAGAGUCGGCUUUGUGAACCAAGGAGAGUAUGGCAAAGGGUAUACACGUGACGCCAUAGGAAAGCGAUGACGAUCUAUAUAAGGGGGUUUUUUUAUUAAAAUUGUGCAGUAGUUUUAUACAAGGGUGUGAUAAUGAUCCUUAUUGCUUUACGCGAAAAUUUUUUAAUGGAAUAUUUCAUGAAAGAACGAAUAUGUUAACCUCACGUACACAGAAUUUUAAUUAACACUUUUAGUGUGAAUGUUUUGAAUGGAAUAUUUCAUAAACCAACCGGCUGAUUCAAAAUUUUUACAAAAUGAAAGGUUUAAGUGCUGAGAAAACGUUAGAUUGGUCAGGUGGAAUUGAAAUCAUCGUCAAACAUCGUAUAAUAGGCUGUGGCCCGCCAUCGCAGUACCUAAACACUUUCAAAAGAGAAGUAAUGAUCGUUUGUCUUACGAUGUGGUCACUGCGGUUAUGGAUCGCGACGUUUCCAGUUGAUUAGAUACUAGUUGAUCGAAUCUUUUUCGAGUAAAGCUUCUUAGCUUCAAGGAUUAUACGCUGCCUCGUCCCAGAUGUCUCCCACUCACCUAGUCUGAUCACUGUGGAUCAUUGAAGUAUGUGUGAAGGUGGAGGACAGAUGCAAAGCGCACAUCGAGAAAAUCAAGAUCGUAUUAAAAGGAUCUCCAAAGAAGACCAUAUUUGCACUUCCAGAUGUUGGUUGUCGAGUUCGUAUUUUCCAGAAUCGUAAUACUUAACUGUUUGACUUACCGAAAAAAGAGUCUUCUACGAAAUGUGUGUCACUGAGAGUUGUGGUUUUGGCCUGACGAAAUCUUGUCGAAGUGCACGCGUACGAUCACAGUUAUAGUCUCUCCGCUUUAUGCUGUGUUGACGAUUCCUUUACCAACUUCCGUUCCCCAGAAAAAUAUCCGACCCUCACCCAGGCGAUAAAUAAGAAAUAGUUCCUUCCUGAGGGAUACAAGCCGUUUUACUGACUGAUUCACGUACUCAAGUCCAUAUGUACCUUGAUGGCAUGUGAUAAAAUCGUCAGCGAGACUUAGAAGCCUUGUUGAUUGAAUUUUGAUGAGGGUUUUAGACUUGCAAACAAGAUGGGAUCAUUAAGAACCAAUCAGAUUUAUGUAAACAAAAAGAAAGGACUUCCCCUCGAGCCUGAGUAACAUAAUCAUAAAUCGAAGACUUACACAAAGGAAAUUCUUAAACUUCUCUGUUCGCUGCGGUAUCCGUCUCUGAUGGGGAUCAAAAGAAUUAUCAUACUUGUGUUUUUUCAGUUCAUCAUCCAUCUCAGCGCUUUGGCUUCCGAUGAAGGAUGUAACACCAAUUGUUCAGCAUACUUUUUGACCAAAGAGAACAAGAGACUUACGGGCUUUGUCGUGCAACGCUUCGAGUCUCAAAGUUUGUUAUCAUGCAGUUUGACAUGUUUGCAGCAAUCAUGGUGUACCUCUAUAAACUUCAAGCUGAUUUCACUGGAUGGCAAGGGGAUCUGUGAAUUGAAUAAAUCGGAUUUUCGGAGUGACACAUGGAGCAACCUAAAUGCCGUCCCAGGGGUCAUUUUCUCAAAGCUCUUAAAGGUAAUCAAAAAUGUGAGGAAGUAUAGCACUUCAUUUAUAAAGGGGCAAUUUUGUAAAGAAACUGUGGUGCUGCAUCGGAGGGAGGUGUUACAAGAUAAUAAGGUUUUACUAACUGAGUUGAUGAUGUAAACUGGCAAACGUAACUUAAGAGAGCUUUACGGUAACCAAUUUACAUCAUUAACUCAGAUGAUAAAACCAAAUUACUUCAUCUGUUAGAACGUUUAUGAUCUUCUUGUAUGGCAUAGCUCUCUAACUAUUCCUCUGUUGCUCCGUUGGUAAUGACUUUGAAAACGAAACCAGAAAUGCUUAAUUGGUUUCCGAAUCUUCAACUGAACUUUCUUUUUCAUGUUUUGCGCGCUGGUAACAAAUGUUCAACAUCUUCCAUAUUUUUGCCACGGGCUCACGAAAAAAUCAGGUAGUAUUUGGAAAAGAAGAAAAGCUGUCCAAAUACUUGAUGGCAAACCAGUGUUUUUACAGCUUUAUUGAAUUUACAAAACCUAACAUAUAAAAGUUACGCUCACAAAGUCCUUUCAUAAAAAAAAACAAUAAGUUAGCUAGCUGUUAAUUUUGUUCUGUCAGAAAAUCUUUUCUCAAUCACUAAUUCUCGAAUACAUUAACACUUGCUACGCAACGGCGGUAUUAGCUUACAAUUUUUUGGUUUUUUCAUGCAUUCGUUGUCAAAUCUUUGAAUCUCUUUUUGAUAAAUCAACUCUAAUACAGGACAAUGAAGCAAGGUCGGAUUCAUUCCGUGUGCACUGAAGACGUUUGCACUAUUCCUACAUGAGCAAUAAUGAAAAUGGUCACCUUACAUGUACUUUAUAAUUCAUUUAUAAAUGUGCAACAGAAAUCACUCGAAUUUGUACAUGCUAAUUUGGUUUUGUCAGAAAGUGCAUAACGCUUACGUUGGCUUAAAAGCCUCUCUUUGGUGGCCAGUUCACAUCAUUAAAUCAGUUGCUAAACACAAAUUAUCUCGUUAUACUCCUCCACAGACGCAGCACCAAAGUUUCUUUAGAGAUUCGUCUCCUUUAUUAGUUUGUACACGUGAUGGUUUCAGACUGUGAUUACCCCUUGAGCUUCCAGCACCAAUAAAAAUUUUAAAGGCCUCUCACGUUAGUACUGAUAAAGAAAAAAAAACAUUUUUCAUAGUAUCUCACUCAUCAAAUUUCUUUCACCAUAUCUUGUAAACUUGACAGAUUUAUGCCAGUUGGUUAAACAGUUUUCAUUUGGUAGCGACAUGAAAGAAAUCUUUAACGUUUCGUCGAAUAUUCUGUUACAUCGGUUUAUUUCAUUCCUUAGUUUAACAAUUUUCCUGAACCAUCAUGGAUCCGUUUAUUGAUGCGUUCGAUUACUAACUUUGCCAUGAUACCUAACCCGUUUAAUUUUGUAUUGGAUCUCGUUUUUGUUUCCAUGUAUCAAAUCAAUUUUUUAUAUUUUUUAUUGCCUGCCUUGAUGUAUUGAAUUAAAGAAUUCUGGUUAAUAAUCCUCAUAAAAAGGAGACAAAUCAUUUUCCAUUACCUAUCGGUCUGUACAUCUUUCUAAAUCUAAAGCUAAUUUUCAAAAUCUUAUGUAGAUGUUAAAUUUUGGUGCGUUUUCGGAAUUAAACCUUAGACAAGGGCUUAAUAUUUUUUUAAAAUGAUCACUCAACCAUUUAUUACUGGCUAUCAAAUGACUCACUUGCAGGACUCGGCUGACAGAGGAGUAAUAAGCAGACCACCGACACUGAAAGAAAGUGAGUGACUGGUAACUAUCUCUUAUGUAACAGAUUUCUCACUUGCAUUGUUCAAAGAUGAAAAUGAAUUUACAUCCGAAGGUUUGCACUGAUAACUGCACCUGUCUCGAAGAAUAUGAUGAGGUAGUAAUCCUCUUUAACCCUUACGCCUCAUCGUGAACAUAAACAAAAAAAUCUGCACGCUGAUCUUUAUGUAUUUUUUCAUAACAACGGUAGUGAAUAUUAGUAUUUUAUUUAUAAGUUGGGGGCAAUUUUUACACUCGUAGUAUGUGUGUGUGUGUGUAGCGGGGUUGUGCACAGAAGGCUUAAAAUAAUCCCCGGAGUUGGAGAAAUUCCCAAACUACGCUUCUUUUUUAAGACUGUUUUACUAGUCCUGGCAGUUUGCUCCACGAGUGCAACGUAAGACCCUAGUAAACUAUUCUCUUUAAACUUUUGCAUGUUUUUGAAGACUGAUUUUUACUAGUCCUUUGUUUCACGCUUGAGACAGAUAAAAUCUUUUUUUACUAUAAGUUUAAAAAAACCAUCAUCUUAUCGUAAAAAAGUUUGUACGUCUUCCAUUACUUCAAGUUUGUACAGAUUUCCAUGCACUAAAACUGUCCAGUUGCACAAUUUAUACCAUAAUAUUAAAGAUACGAUGAAUGCUACCAUCACAUUUUCCUCGGGGCGCUUUUUUUGGCUUUAAUAUACCAUUUAUCAAAUUAUCAUCAUUGUUAUUAUGGCCAAAUCCAAAAUGUGAGCUAUCAAGUGAUAACGACCCCUGGCUGCUUAUAUCAUUUUCUCUUUCCUACUUGCCACAGAUAUCAUUCUUCAUUUCACAUGCUUGGGUUUCAUGGAUUUGUUUGCUGAUGGUGUAAACAUUGGCAGGCACAAAAGUGAUGAUCCAGGGAGUCCCACAAAAUUUGUCAUUCCAGGAAAUACACGUGUUGUUUCGGUGGUAGCUAAGGCCCAAAAGCUCAGGCGUGCCGGAAUUCUCGGCUCCCUUAGCAACGGACUGGUAACUAAUUCAAGCUGGAAAUGCAGUGACGGUCCGUUUCCCGGAUGUAAAUGGAUGACGCAGGAUUUUGAUGACCGAAUGUGGCCGACGGCCAAAGAGAUAGUAUUUCACGGGCCAAAUUGGCCUACUCCAGUUCCUGGUAUAGUCCAGGGUGCCAAGUGGAUAUGGAUUGCAACAGGCUCUGGUCAUUUGUCACAGCCCCCUAUCGCCUAUUGCAGACUAAAUAUGUCAUAA